This is a messenger RNA of Durusdinium trenchii, 4953 nucleotides long. The record is from the annotation of a GenBank genome assembly. NCBI's taxonomy places the organism in Eukaryota, Dinophyceae, Suessiales, Symbiodiniaceae.
AUGCUGCGCCAGGCCAACUUGCCGACUUGCUACUUCUUGGCCACCAGCGCCAAGUGCACCAAGGGCUAUGAGGGCGAGUACCAAUGGGUCAUCGAGUUGGAGAAGGGUUGGAGCCCCUGGUUCCCCGGCAAUGAGCCCUACUACGGCGAGACCGACGCGCCCGUGAAGUACACCUUGGGCCGCUAUGACUUCGAGGUGCACUUCGAGUCGGAUACCCAGGGCACCCAGACGAACUUGACCACGGGCAAGGUCCGGCGCGUCCAGAAGCUCCAGAAGGGUGAGCCCAUGCCCGCCUGGGAGGGCACCGGCAUCCGCCGCCGCCCUGCCACCGGCGCCGGCGGCGCUCCUCCCUCGGGCGGUCUCAACAGCGCGCCGGCGACGUCGGCGGCCAAGCAGGCACAGGCGAACCGGGAGCAGCGUCGGGGGGGCUAUGAUGCGAACAAGGCGGUGCAACCACAUGCGCUGCGACCACAGGUCUCCCAGUCCGCGUACCAAGCGUCGCCCGUGGCGGCGGCUCCCGUGAAGCCCAAGGCGACAGCGGCGCGUACCGCGCCCAGUGGGCCGGCGCCCGCGCCCGGUGGGCAAUUGACCAGAAUCUCUUUGGAUUCCUUGGUGAACUGCCCAGCGAUCAGGGACUACAGGUCUUUGAGCCGUCCAGACACUCCCCACUGGAUCGUGACCUUGAGCCCGAUCUCCAUGCACUUGGAUGCGGAGGUUGGAGAAUUGCUCAAGCCCUUCGGAGUGCGCAAGAUGACCAGGGUGUCUGCACAGGAGAUCAACUUCGCCGUGAGUUCGAAGAAGAUUGCAAGAUGCUUCAGAGCUCUCAAUGGCGUACUAACCAUCGGCGGUCGCGAGCUCGAGGUGACUAUUCGCAAAGCAGUUUCAGCCGAGAGGGUUGAACCAGCUGUUGGUGGCCUACAAGCUCAUCAGCCGAUGAUUGCCAAAGACAACGCGAAGUCAUCGAUGUCGCAAUUCCGCUCUGAAGGCAUCCCACAAGAAAAAAUCGACAGUGCGGAAGAGAUGGGAGCCAACGCAAAGUCAUGGAUCGAAGGACUGCCACAAGAAGAAGAUACCAGUACCGAAGAGAUAGCAGUCAGCGAGAAGUCUUCGAUGUCGCAAUUCCGCUCUGAAGGCAUGCCACAAGAAAAAAUCGACAGUGCGGAAGAGAUGGCAGCCAACGCAAAGUCAUGGAUCGAAGGACUCCCGCAAGAAGAAGAUACCAGUACUGAAGAGAUAGCAGUCAGCGAGAAGUCUUCGAUGUCGCAAUUCCGCUCUGAAGGCAUGCCACAAGAGAAAAUCGACGGUGCGGAAGAGAUGGCAGCCAACGCAAAGUCAUGGAUCGAAGGACUGCCACAAGAAGGGGAUACCAGUACCGAAGAGAUAGAAGUCAGCGAGAUGUCUUCGAUGUCUCAAUUCCGCUUCGAAGGAAUGCCACAAGAAGAAACCAGUCGCGAAGAGAUGGCAAAGUCACUGCUGUGGCAGCUACUCUCUGAAGGGAUGGGACGCAGGUUCCGCCGGGGCGCCCGAGACGUGAUGCGUUCCGCGGAAGUGGUGGCCAGUCGCUUCUACCGUUUGGGCUCCGCCACGGUGGUCUUAAGCCCUGAGGCGAAUGCCACCGAGGCGCCCAGAGGACAUGUGUCGCGCACACUCGUCACCAAGCGGACGGCGAGGAACACAAAGACACCACGUGAAGAGGGGUGGCAAGCCCUGGAAACGGGGGUCCCAGAACGGGUGUCGAUCAAGUUGGAUGGAAAUUCCAUGCAGCCCGGCUUGAUGAAAAGUGCUGGUGCAAGUCUAGGUGUGUACGGCGCAGGUGGUUUGCAACUGGGAGGUGCCACACUGCUCGGGAACUUCUCGCCCUCCACGCGGAGAUUAGACGAGGCGGCCGGACCGUCUGCUGGCGGAGUGCGACAACUGCAGAGCGUGCCGGCCCGGAAGCUGAGGGGCGAUUUGGGUCCCGGCCUGAAGUGUGGGGGUGGCCGCCUUGCGGAAGGGACGGUGGCCGCCAACAAGCAGAUCGACGUGACCGUGCUCUGGGGCAUCCGGGCUCCUCGCACGAUCCCCUUGCUGGGCCCCAACGCGGACCGCUGGUCCUUCGAUCCAACCUUCCAGAUGGUCCGGUUGCCCGUGGCGACCGGGUGCUGCUCGCCGGUGGGUUGUCGCGGUCCGGUCGCCGCUCGGGCCAAGACGACAGACACGGCGCCCGCGGAGUUGCGGAUCCUGCGCAAGCGUCCGGAAGACCUGGAUCGGGAGAAGGAGACUGGAUGGCUGUGUCCUGGAUGGGAAGGAGCUAAGAUGCUCAUGUUUCAGUGGGACAACAAGCGCUUCCCAUCGCGGAACUUCUAUCCGGAGGUGAUCUACUACGCCGUCAGCAACUUGCCGAUGCAGGAGCAGUUGUGGAUUGCCCGGCAGCCCGUGAACGACGAGGUGGUGGCCGCGUCCUUGAACUUCUACUGCGACUUCGCCUUUGACGCGGGCGCGCAGGCGGUCUUGGACUUCAAGGCCAAGUGGGAUGCACAUGUGGAUGCUCUCAAUGCGGUGGCUUCCACCACAGGGAACAUGGCCUGGCACACGGCGCAGGCAGAAGUGGCCAUUAUCAAUAGCACCAUCCUCACCAUCGUGGUGGCAGCUCUGCCGGGGAGCAUGGAGAAUUCCUCCGCCAGCACCUGGGGUGGCUUCGCCUGCAUGAUCAUCUUUACAGCGGUGCUGGGCUCAGUACGGAUGGGCUCAGCGAUGGUCUCCAUCCGUGGCCCUCCUCCCGAUCCGCUCUUGGCGCUCAUGGUGCUGCUCUUGGUUCUGGGGGUCAUCACUGGCUUGGCCUUCUUCAUGGUGGUGGUCAUGGGCUGGGCUUUGGGUCCAAUCGAGGUGAUCUCCCUGGUGGUCUUCGUGGGCUAUUCCGUCACCUAUUCGCUCCAUGUCGCACACAUCUAUGGAGAGGAGCCGGCAGAGGCCGGCGUUGGUCGACGCGUGCGGUUCGUGGUGCGGCAGGAAGGUGGCGGGUCCGAGGACCGCAAGGCCGAGUUUGCGCGCACGGGAGAGGGACGGCCGCACGAGAAUGGGAGGGCCCUGCGGGGCACGGGGAGUGGUGACACUUGUCGCUGUCGCUUUCGUGCACCUCCCAGCACUCCGCCGGCCUUGGAGGUGUCCAAUCCCGAGGUCCGAGCACGGAAGGCCGUGCUGCGCAUCGGCAUCUCCACGCUCAGCUCGACGCUCUCCACCGCAGGCGCCAGUGCGUUCCUGCUUUUAGCCACCAUGCAAAUCUUCACCAAGCUGGGUCUGGUGGUGCUGGUGGUUUCGGUGCUCUCCUGUCUCGCCUCGUUGGUGGCCGGGGGUUCCCAGCGCGGGAUGCGCUGGGUGGUGCGGGUGGUCUUACCGGCUUCGCUCAUCAUUUGUGGCCCCAGCAACCGCACCUGGCGGGAACGCUGCUGCGGCCGCCCGAAAGUGACGCCUGGAGCUGAGGGGGGAAAGGUACAACGAUGGAGCAAGGUACAGCCUGCAAGGUCGGAGAAGGCCGGGGCUUCGACUCACCCGACGUGGCAUCCCGGCGACGUGGAUCUGGUAGACGUGGAGCUGUCGCUCGGGCUGAGCGGGACGGGCGAGGUAAUGGGCAGCUCGGCAGAGGUGUCAGCGAGUCAGCAGAAGAUGCGACGGGUGCUCGAAAGUGAGACGGAUGAGCUCGUGCGGAAUCUCUGCUGUUUGGGCUGGUCUGGUGAUGGCACAGGCACUGGCGCCAAUGACAACGGGCUCUGUUGGAGCAGCGGCGAGUUCGCGCGCUACGCGCGGUGCUGCUUCCCGAGGCUCAAGGAGCUCGCCCAGGCCCCGGCACCUCCCUGGAUGCUGCGGGAGAUCCGCAGCGACCGCCGCGGCAACGGCAACGACGACCCGCGGCCGCGGCCCGCACGAGAUGCGGAUCGCUUGGAGGAGGACUGGGGCCACUUGUACUGCCGCUUUCGGGUGUUGGGAGGUGAGCUUCACACCUGCAACCCCUGGCAGAUGGAGGUGCUGAAGCAUGACCUUUCGACCAGUGGUGAGCCCUGGGGUCAAUACAAGGCCAUGUCUCGUGCUCUUCGUUUGCUUCUGGCGCUGGAUCUUCUCCCAGAAGACUUGGACCUCUUCGUGUCGAUGAACAUCUAUGAUCAAGACCCUUUGCCCAUGCCGGUGCUCACGAAGGCCCGGUACGUCUUCACCCAGAACCUGCUCAGGGUGCCCUCGUAUGAGUUGAUUGGCCCAUUGCUGGACCAGAUCCGACAAGACUUGGUGCCAAUCCCAUGGGAUGAGAAGGAGCCCCAGCUCUUCUGGCGUGGGGGCAUGCGGAGCUUCAACCGAUGCACCUGCCGCGGGAGGCACGAUCGCUUCGCGACCUGGCCCGCGCAUUGGCGGAACUUCACGGAGCUCUUGGAGGAUGGAGGUGGAUCCGCAGGCUCCGAGCCGCCUGCCCCAUGCGGCUGCAUACGGCACAUCACGAACGGGAGCACCUUGGAGCUCUGCAACCGGGUGCGGCUUUGCGAACUCUCCCGGCAGCAUCCGCAGUUGGUGGACGCCAAACUGGCUUACAUCCCUGAGUCCUAUGAGACGAUCCGCGCGCGGGCAGAGGAGCGAGGCUACGUGGCACAGUACACGCAGCCCAGCGCGCAGAUGCGCUACAAGUACUUGAUCUCCACAGAUGGUUCCACCAUCGACGACACACGAAUCUACUGGAUGCUCUCCACCGGAUCCUUAGUCUUCAAGCAGAUCACCCCGUUACUGGGCUUUGGAAUUACCGCCUUGGAACCCAUGGUGCACUUCGUCCCCAUCAAAGAGGACUUGAGUGACUUGGUUGAGAAGCUCCACUGGGCGAGGGCCCAUGACGAAAUUUGUCGGCAAAUGGCGGCCCGUGCACGCGACUUCGCACGGAGCUACUUCACCGAGGAGCAGAUCUUGCACUACAUCUUGCGAGUGAUCCAGAGGUCCUGA